AAAAGGUAAACCAGUUGAUAAAGUAGGUCAUUCACUGUUUACUUUAAACAAGGAAUUUAAUUCAAAAUGAGUUACAAAGUCACUGUCCUCUGCGUCGCUUUCCUAGUCCAGUGCAUAUCUGGUGAAAACUGCGGUUGCAUCACAUCGCCCAACAACGGCGGCCUCUUAACAGUGAACAGCAACGGCCCCAUCAUUCCCUCCGGCCUCGCUCUAGGCGCGGAGCUAGCCCUCGCCGGGGACUUAGACCUCUCCGGAGCUUUGCCGUUCCUGAGCGCCGUGGCGUUCGAAGGCCAGUACCCGACUAGCGGGUCAGCGGCGGUGUCUUACGGUUGCGGGGACUGCGUGGCGAUCACGCAGGAGCGCGGGAACCCGAGCGGGAACAAUGCCAACGUCAACUCCGGCUCCCCGUACAUUAGCACGUGUGGUUGUAGACGUUCUUAAAUUAUACUUAGAUGUAUCAUAUUUAUAGUAAUAAAAUUACUUUUUAUUAUUUCAA
Cydia pomonella (codling moth) is the source of this 496-nucleotide messenger RNA. Its product is annotated as chorion class CB protein M5H4-like. Gene Ontology annotation, molecular function: structural constituent of egg chorion. The coding region runs from base 67 to 441 and encodes 124 amino acids. The transcript is spliced from 2 exons. NCBI's taxonomy places the organism in Eukaryota, Metazoa, Arthropoda, Insecta, Lepidoptera, Tortricidae. Gene Ontology annotation, cellular component: egg chorion. The record is from RefSeq and is a predicted model, not a curated record. Gene Ontology annotation, biological process: chorion-containing eggshell formation; multicellular organism development.